This is a messenger RNA of Pectinophora gossypiella (pink bollworm), 2421 nucleotides long. RefSeq lists its product as uncharacterized. Gene Ontology annotation, molecular function: zinc ion binding; nucleic acid binding. NCBI's taxonomy places the organism in Eukaryota, Metazoa, Arthropoda, Insecta, Lepidoptera, Gelechiidae. The transcript has a single exon. The record is from RefSeq and is a predicted model, not a curated record. Bases 1 to 2421 code for a protein of 806 amino acids.
AUGGAUAAGCAGAUCGAUAAUUCUAUUCCGCCGGCGGGCACUCCAAGCGAGCGACCCCGCCCCUCUUCGGAGGGCAAGCCCCAUACGUAUACGGCGGGGGGCAAAGACUGCUUCGUAGGUCGGCAAGAUGCCGGCCUCCGUGAACACGACACAGGCAAUGAAAAUGGCUCACGAGUAGGUUUAAGUUUCGAAGUAAGGAAAGAGGAGGAACAGAAGGUAGAAGGGCGGGAAUUGCGAAGCCGUAGGAACACCUUCUACCCGGCUUUCGCUGAAUCCGGAGUGGUCGCUAGCGCGUCAGCACCAUCACCGCUUCCCGAAGCGAUGGUGGUUCUGGAGCGUAUCCCAAUACCGGAGAUUGAGGGGACGAUCGACAUGGAAGUCGAAGCUGAGAAGGAGGCAUCGUCUGCUGGGACGGAUACCAGCCUGGUCACAGUACGAUCCAGGUCGGGGUCCCCCGAGACGAGGAGCCGCUUCUGGGCAGAGGAGGGCCCAAAGAGGCGUCGCCUGACGAUGGCAUCGUCGGAGUCGGCAUCGCCUUCGGGCAGUGAUGGAGGUGGAGAGGCGUCUGUCACCAAAGGCAGAGCUCGCCGCUCCACAUCCGGGAAAUUCGUCGGCCUGUCCAAGGCACAGGCAUACGUCAACGCCGCGAAGAAGGAGUUUCAAAAAACUCAAGCCGCGGAGGAGAUCGCAGAGUUCGCCAAACGAACUCUUCAGGCCAGGGUGACGCGCCUGUCAGAAUCCUCCUCUGGGUGUGAGAACGAGGCUCCUCACCAGGACAUCAACCAGCAGGUGCUGGGCGCCCUGGAGGUGGUAGAAAAGGUAGCCAGCAAAUCCGGCAACCUGAAGGGCACAUCAGAGCGAGCGCUGAGAGACGCAAAGUCGUCGAUCAGAGCUGCCUUUGAUGUGCUCUUAGAGAGGACCUCCACCGAUGUUACGAGGCAACUGCAGGCGGACAAUGCCCGCAUACUAGCGGACAAUGUCCGUCUGCAGGCCCAAAUGGCCAACCUCCAAAAUGACCUCAUCAACAUGAGGGUGGAGAUGGAGUUGUUGAGGAAGGUGCAGGGCGCCUCUGUACCAUCUCCGGCACCGCCUAUGGAGCUGCCUGCUGCACCGCAGACUACUCGCGGCAAAAAGCGGCCAGAAGUGGCCUCUCUGUCCGCCAGCAACGAGGAUGAGUUGGCGCGAACCAUCAUGGUCCAAGUAGGGACGAUGGUUAACGCUCGUUUGGAGGCCCUAGAGGGCAGACUUCUCCCGGAGAAGCGAUUGCGUCCGCCGCUGUCAGUUGACAGCAAGCGGUCUGAAGCCUCUCCAGUGGCCAAAGCAACCCCGGUACAGACGCAGCCUACCGUGGUGUCAGGCGGAGCCACAACAGCUCGCUCUGCCGCAGCAGAGGCCAAGGAGAAGAGGACGAAGAAGAAGAAAAAGCCGAAGAAGAAGAAAAAGGCCAGCGCUGACCAACAAGCGGCUGCGCCUCGUGUCCCUCGACCGAUUCCCCCGGCGCCCUCCACAAUGGAGGUGCCGUGGAACGUUGUUGCCAGAAAGGGCACAAAGAAGGUCACCCCCACUCUGACAAAGAGUGGCCCGGUCAAGCUGCGUCCUCCUCGGACGGCGGCCGUUGUUCUGACGCUACAACCGGGCGCGGAGGAAAAGGGGGCCUCUUAUGCUGGCGUGUUGGCUGAGGCCAGAUCCAAGAUAAAGUUGGACGAGAUGGGCAUAGGGGCAGUCCGGUUUCGACGAGCUGUGACCGGGGCCCGCAUCCUAGAGGUGUCCGGCACCUCUAGCAUUGAAAAGGCGGACUCCCUCGCGCAAAAGCUGAGGGAGGCGCUAAAUGAGGACGUGGUCCGAAUUAAUCGGCCUACAAAAAUGGCAGAGAUGCGCAUCACGGGCUUGGACGACUCGGUCACCGCUGAGGACUUGGUGGCAGCGGUGGCUCGAGUUGGUCAAUGCGCUUCCGACCAGAUAAAGCCUGGUGAAAUUCGCCGGGAUAAAACUGGCCUCGGCUCGGUGUGGUUGCGGUGCCCGGUGUUUGCUGCAAAAAAGGUGUCUGAGGGUGGAAGACUACUGGUCGGUUGGGUGGCAGCUCAAGUGAAGCUGCUUGAGACCCGACCGAUGCGGUGCUACCGAUGCCUGGAGCCGGGACACGUCAGGGCAUCAUGCGUCUCAGAGGUGGACCGUAGCGAUCUCUGCUACCGCUGCGGACAGCCUGGUCACAUAGGCCAAAAGUGCUCAGCCGCGCCCCACUGCACUAUCUGUGAGGCAGCCGGCAAGCCUGCGGAUCAUCGGAUGGGCUCAUGUAUCACCCCAUCCAAACGCAAGAACGGAAGGAAGAAGGCUGGCGCUGGACCCAAGGUCCCCCCGCAGCCUGUCCGAGCAAAUGCUGAAGCCCGGGCCGAGGUGGAAUCGACAAUGGCCAUUGAUUAA